CUACACUCACCGGCACCUUCUUCCUCUCAAUCUCUCUGUCAAAUGUUGAACAAUCUUGCACCGAUUCUACCUUCCAGGAAUGGCCAAAAGUUGGAUUGUUGAUGGUAGAGGUAUUGCAAGGAAGGUAAAGACUUCUAGUCUUCCUUUGGUACAUCAAAUCAAAGACUGUGGAGCAAACAGGGAAUGCCCGCAAUGCCAUUGCAGGAUUGAUAAUAGUGAUGUGUCCGUUGAGUGGCCUGGGCUCCCCGUUGGUGUGAAGUUUGAACCCACUGAUGUCGAGCUCUUAGAACAUCUGGCAGCCAAAUGUGGCGUUGGGAAUGAAAAGCCACACCAAUUCAUUGAUGAAUUCAUCCCUACACUUGAUGUAGACGAUGGAAUAUGCUACAAACAUCCUGAAAAUCUUCCAGGUGCUACAAAAGAUGGAAACAGUAUCCAUUUCUUUUAUAGGACCAAAAAUGCAUAUACUACCGGUCAAAGGAAACGUCGCAGGAUUUGCAACGAAUCUGGUUUGACAAAGGAUGUUCGCUGGCACAAAACUGGCAAGACAAAAGCUGUUAUGCAGAAUGGAGUUCAGAUCGGAUGCAAGAAGAUAAUGGUCCUUUAUGGGACUGCUGGUGGGGGUUCCAAGCCUUGUAAAUUGAACUGGGUCAUGCAUGAAUACUAUUUAGGAGCGAUUGAAGAUGAAAAGGAGGGUCAAUAUGUCGUCUCAAAGAUAUUCUAUCAGCCACAGAAACAGACCGAAAAGACUGAUAACCAUUUUCUGACUGAUGAAUUAGAUGCAUGGAUGACCCAAACUAGUCCAAGGACUCCAGAGACCGAUGCUCCUGAUCCAUGUAGGCCCGGAAAGUCUGUUUCUUGUGAAGAUGCCACCACUGACUAUAUUCUCCAAUCACCACAACAGGAAUCGGGUUGGAAUGUUGAGAAUAAAUACCUUCCUUCCUCUUCUAAUACUGGAAGGACGGGUAAUAUGGAGUUACCCAUUUGGGAAGACGACUCACAAGCGAUUGAUUUAGAUGCAUUUGAUGAUUCGUUGUUCUGCAAUGAGGAUUUUGAUGCUUACGCCCUUCUUGGUGACUCGAGGCCAAAUCAUGGACCGCAACCUGGCUCUACCAAUGAUACUUCAGGAACAACUAAAGGUGCAACUUCUGGAAUUGCUGAUCUUGAUAACCUGGACAUGGGUACUCCACCUGAUUUCAGCCUUGCUGACUUGCAGUUUUCAUCACAAGACAGCAUUUUUGGGUGGUUAGAGCGGUUAUAGAGGAUGAAACUGAUCUCAUUCGGUUAUUUUGUGCAAAUCCUGAAAAAGACUGAAGGUACGAUGCUAUGGACUUCUCUUUUGAAUUAACGGACGAUGAUGAUCAAGCGUCGUAAGGCUUCAGUUUUGUCAUUUGUUAUCUAUUAUGGCCUCAGAAUUCGUAUAAUAUGUAUUUGGUAAUUUGUGACUCAUGGAUCAAGGAUGUUUAUAGAAUGUUCAUUUUGGCAA
This is a messenger RNA of Cynara cardunculus var. scolymus (artichoke), 1483 nucleotides long. RefSeq names its product SUPPRESSOR OF GAMMA RESPONSE 1-like. Gene Ontology annotation, biological process: regulation of DNA-templated transcription. The record is from RefSeq and is a predicted model, not a curated record. Gene Ontology annotation, molecular function: transcription cis-regulatory region binding; DNA-binding transcription factor activity. Lineage: Eukaryota; Viridiplantae; Streptophyta; Magnoliopsida; Asterales; Asteraceae. Gene Ontology annotation, cellular component: nucleus. Bases 80 to 1258 code for a protein of 392 amino acids. The transcript is spliced from 6 exons.